Molecule: messenger RNA, 3106 nt
Organism: Pocillopora meandrina
Lineage: Eukaryota; Metazoa; Cnidaria; Anthozoa; Scleractinia; Pocilloporidae
Source: the annotation of a GenBank genome assembly
AUGGGUAAAAUUACCCCAGAGGGUACAACAAUAAUUGAGGCAAUUACAGAGGACCAAUCCGCCAUCUUUGAUUGCGGCAGUGGAAGAGAAAAGAGGACCCGGCUUGUGAUUGUACUUCUUUUUACAUACACAAUCUUUGCUAUUUGGGAAAGGUUAGUAAAAUUUAUCGGUCGUGAAUUAAUUAAGAAGCAUUUUGUCAGUUGUGUAGUCGUAUGAUCAAGUUUCUAGAGGUUCUAUGGAGCGUUGUUUGUUUGAGGUUGUAAAUUGCUUGAUUGCAUGACUGCAAUAUUUUACAGUAUCGCAAAAAUAUAACUGAAAACAUUUAAAUAAAAUAGUACCUAUAGUACUUAAGUAUUACACUUAUCGAACCUUAAUUCACAUCACUUUCAUUUGAUUAAAACAAUGUCUCACGAAGUUUCGAUGACGCUUGUAAUGUUAACUCCACACCAGUCAUGCCAGUUAAUAUUGGGAAAGGCAUGGUAACUCUUCAAAAUAUACUAAUUGAAAUAAAAUGAUUUUCUUUCUAGUUUAAUUAUUCAUACAUCUCGGUAUAAUCUAUCGAUAAGGUUAUUAGGAAAAGCAGUUAAAUGUCAUGGUGAAAACAAGGUGGAAGAGUUAGCGUGACUUGACAGUAUGGGAUGUCAUUAUGUUGAUUAUCUUAGUAAGCUUUGGAUAAGUGUCAUACUUGUUAAAAACAUUGUUGAACUUUCUCUUACAUGUCAAGUCACCAGUGAGUCAAGUUUAUAUUGUAGUAGGGCACAGGUAUUUUAACCCUUGAACUCCUAAGAUCUGAUUUUAGCUGCUACACAUUGCCAUUUAAAUUGGUUACAAGAAUUUGGUGUUAGAUCAAGACAACUUCUAUUGUACAAGUUUAAAUAUUCUCAGUACCUGUUUGUUGGAUAAUGUAUGGUUAUUAUAGGGAGAAGUGACAUUUUAAUCACUUCUAGGAGUUGAAGGGUUAAUAAAAAGGAUGGUAGGGGAAGUUUGUAUCAAGGAAAGCCUCCUCAAAUUCAGUUGUUACUGAAGUGUCAGCUUAGACUUUCAAAGGUUAAACAUAGUAAAAGACAACUAUGCCCUAGCUAUGGGAAUACCACAAUUAACAACUCUUCACUAGUCUUUGUUGGCUCAAUUUUAUAUAUUUGAUACACUGGGAACGUGUCGCCACUUAGUUAAUGGCCUGUUAGGUAGUUAAACUAAAGGCUAUUUUUACAUGACCUUGUGAGUUCUCUCUAUUUGACAAUGGCUAAGAAGGCAUCCAUUUGGACAUUUACCUUUUUCUAUAUGAGAUGCUAAAGUUUUAUGUUAAGACAGGGCAUAACAUUUGGUAUACUGAGGUCCUGUUGGAAAAUUUCCUGUUGUGGUGCUUCUCCUUCAUCCAGGACUGCCUGUGAAUUAUGCAGGAAGACCUAACAAGAUGCUUGUUAGGGAAGGAGGAAUAGCUUGUGCAGAUUUUGUAUGCAUUCAGGGAGAGAAUAAAUGUUUCUAGUUGCUUUGUACUAUCUAAGACAAGCUUCAGUGGCAUGAAAAACUGGGCGCUGCAAUAUUCAUGUAUGUUAGAGAGCAGAUAUUCCUAUACUUCUCCUAUGUUGCCAUCAUUUCAUGAUUCAUAUCACUUACAAAUAUUACUUUGUGCAGAAAGCAGCUUUUUGUUAAAAAUUAUUCUGACAGUGUGUUGGAAAAUGCAUGUCAAUAGUGCAUUUAGUAGGAUUUUUAAAUGAGUGUGGUAUUGCAAAUGACGUAAAUCUCUUUUUAAUUGAAAAGUGCUGUCUGUUUAACGUAUAUCAUUAUAGCCUUGUCACUUUUUCCAAGCAAAGUUUUAACUUCAAUCUUGAACUGAAACUUAUUUGUAGGGUACAGCUUAGAUGAUGGCAGAAAAUGUUGAACAACACUUUGACCCUAAGACUUUUAAAUUGGAGACAGCUCCCUUUGAUGCAAGAUUCCCUUACACCAACCAGACAAAGAACUGCUGGCAGAACUAUGUGGACUUUCAUCGAUGCAUAAAGAAGUUUGGAGAGGAAGAAAGCAGAUGUCAGUAUUUUUUCAAGACUUACAAAUCCUUAUGCCCUGGUCCCUGGGUAAGUUAGGAAGCUCAAGUUAUUGAAUUGAAGUUGUUGCCUUUUCAAGACUUUUAAUAACAAGCAUGCAUUGCAAUCAAUGAUGAUAGAUUAUUGGACCAUGCUUCACAGGUGUAGGUUGUGCAUCUACUGCUAUACAUGCUCAUCAAAUGUGUGUAAUUUGUUCUAAUUCCAUUUGCAUGCCUAACUGAAUCAUGUACAAGUGCCAUGCUUUUUACUUGUUGGUUCAUCAAGCUGAAUUUAAACCAGGGUUCAUAUGGGUCCUGGAAAGUCUUGGAAUUCAUUUUGACAUUUUCCUGGAUGGAAAAGUCAUGGAAAAAGAAUACAGGUCCUGGAAAGUCCUGGAAAUCUGCUUGAUUCAAGCAAUAAUGUUUUCAGAAUUUAUGUUGUAAGAAAUGUAUGUAGACUGCAAGGAGAAAUGAUUUUGAAAUCUUGGGAAUGAAAGGAUUUAAGGUGAAAUUUGGAGUCCUGGAAAAAAAAUCUUGAGUCCUGGAAAAGUCCUGCAAAUUCCCUGAAAUUUGUUCCUGAUAAAGGGUAUGAAACCCUCAAACUCAAAAGUAAUGCAGCUUUAAAAUUGAUUAUUUUAUUUGGAAUAAAACAUUAUGAAACCCCUUUUUAUUAAAAUUAUUUCAUUGUACAUUCCAAACCAUCAUCAUAGAUAAAGGGAGCAAAAUUCAACUUAGCUGAAUUAAAAAUCAGCACUAAAGAUGAUAAGUGUUCCACUGUAAACAAGCAAAUUUUCACCUAGACGCAUUUUCUAAUCCUCUAGGUACAUGUACUUGGGGGGUUCAAAUUCAAUUGAGUAAAAUCAAUUUUAUUUCAUAGCUUUCUUGGUUGUUCUGUUAGUGUAGCCCAAAAUAAAAUUAGGAAAUAAGUUAUGGCUCUAACAUUACAGAAGAAAUCUAUACUUUCAAUUUUUGAAACCUUUUGUUAUGUUUCAAGGAGUAAUAUUGAUUUAAGUUAUGUUACUUUUGCAGGUGGAAAGCUGGGAUGAUCAAAUGGAAAGUGGCACAUUUCCUGGGCGUAUUUGA